GUCAGGGGUGGUCAGGGGCAGUCAGGAGCAGUCAGUCAUCCAAAAGCAGCUGCACCAUGAGCGUCUCUGCGCUGAGCUCCCCCAGAUUCCUGGGCAGUAUCUCUGGGCUUCUCCAAGUGGCCGCCCUGCUCAGCCUGGUUCUGCUACUGCUCAAGGCAGCCCAGCUCUACCUGCACAGGCAAUGGCUGCUCAAAGUUCUCCAGGAGUUCCCGUCACCUCCUUCCCACUGGUUCUUUGGACACAAGCGGGAGUUCCAAAAGGAUCAGGAGCUGCAACAGUUGCUGAAAUGGGCAGAGAAAUUCCCAAGUGCCUGCCCUCGCUGGAUGUGGGGGAGUAGGGUCGUCGUUGUAGUCUAUGACCCUAACUACCUGAAGGUGAUUCUGGGGAGAUCAGACCCAAAGUCUCAUGAUUUCUACAGACUCUUGGCUCCCUGGAUUGGGUAUGGCUUGCUCCUGUUGCAUGGGCAGACGUGGCUCCAGCACCGACGGAUGCUGACUCCUGCCUUCCACUCUGACAUCCUGAAGCCCUAUGUGGGGCUCAUGGCCGACUCGGUCCGAGUGAUGCUGGACAAAUGGGAGAAGCUCAUCCCACAGAACUCAUACCUGGAGAUCACUGAACACAUCUCCUUGAUGACCCUGGACACCAUCAUGAAGUGUGCCUUCAGCCACGAAGGCAGCGUCCAGGUGGACAGGAAGUCCUACACCUACAUCCAGGCUGUUGGGGACAUGAGCAACCUGUUGUUUACCCGUGGGAGGAAUGUCUUCUACCAGAAUGACAUCAUCUACCGGCUGACCCCUGAGGGCCGCUGGAGCCACCGCGCCUGCCAGUUGGCCCAUCAGCACACAGACCGAGUGAUCCAGCAGAGAAAGGCUCGCCUGCAGGAGGAGGGUGAGCUGGAAAUGGUCAGGAAGAAGAGGCACUUGGACUUCUUGGACAUCCUCCUCUUUGCCAGAGUGAGUGUGGAGAAGCCUGAGGCUUUGCCCAGAAGAGCAGAGCCCAGGGGCACACCCUGCUCUCUCACCAUGGCUUCCCCCAGAUGGAGAAUGGAAGCAGCUUGUCUGACAAGGACCUUCGUGCUGAAGUGGACACGUUCAUGUUCGAGGGCCAUGACACCACAGCCAGCGGCUUCUCCUGGGCCCUCUACGCCCUGGCCGCCCACCCCCAGCAUCAGCAGAGGUGCCGGGAGGAGAUCCAGAGUCUCCUCGGGGAUGAAGGCACCAUCAGGUGGUGAGUGCUCAAGAUGGGAGAGCUCUGUCCUGUCUGUGAUAGAGAAGCCCCUGGUCUGCCCAGACCCUGCCUACCCUCAGGCUGGGCUUUGUUGCAGGGACCACCUGGACCAGAUGCCCUAUACCACCAUGUGUAUCAAGGAGGCGCUGCGGCUCUAUCCUCCAGUGCCAAACGUUAGCCGAGAGCUCAGCAAGCCCAUCACCUUCCCCGAUGGACGCUCCUUACCCAAAGGAAUCAUAACCUCGUUGGCCAUUUACACUCUUCACCACAACCCGAAUGUGUGGCCGAACCCAGAGGAGUUUGAUCCUCUCCGGUUUGCACCUGGUUCUGAGCGACAUAGCCAUGCUUUCCUGCCCUUCUCAGGAGGAUCAAGGAAUUGCAUCGGGAAGCAGUUUGCCAUGCAGGAGCUGAAGGUGGCUGUGGCCCUCACCCUGCUCCGCUUUGAGCUGACGCCAGACCCAAACAGGGUCCCCAGCCCUGUGUCAAGAAUUGUGUUGAAAUCUAAGAAUGGGAUCCACCUGCAGCUGAAGAAGCUGCUCUAACUUCUUCAGUUACUUGGUUCCAGGGACCAAGACACAGACGUCUCUGGGCCCUGAUUCAGCCCACCUGACUGACAGUCACCAGUCUACCCUCCUACAUCUCUCCUAUCCACUUACUUAUACCCAUUUGUCAUUCUCACAACCUCCCACUUCGUCCCCCCUGCCCGUAAUAAAGCUCACAGUGUUUCAAGCAGCAUCAGUCUUCUUUGAAAUGGAGAUGGACGGAAGGGGAGAGAAGGGGGAGGAAAGACAGAAGAGAGACAUCCCUUCUGAAGAAAAGAAGGGGGUAAAUUUUGCUCUGUGGGGCCCGGGACUCUGUGAGCUCCCACAAGCAGAUGCUGGCCUGAUGUGUCCCUCCCCCUGCCAACCCCUCCAUGCAGCCUCACCACACCCUGCCAGCCCCAGAAAGCCCCUGUGUUAGGGGCUCUCCCCUGUCAGGUAGAGACCCUGCCUCCAUUCUGUUCUGUGCCUCAGCUGUCCUCACACUAGAUUUUUUGGCAUAGGCCUGAACUAGAGGCUACCUUGCACUGAGCAGAAAGCCUUACAUCCUGGCCUGCCAUGAGGGCCUUGGGGAGCCAGGUCUUCAUGGCCCAAAUGGCACUUGAGAGCCCCCAGCGGGCCCUGGGAGGCCUGUGGUGCUUCGGAAGGCGCAAGGAGGAGACAGCCCAGGCAGGCAAAUGGGUCUGGCCAGCGGGAGGAAGUCAGACCCUGAGCAGCUGGCAGCCCCUGCCUCCUCCCCCACAGCACAGCCUCCUGGCAGUUCUCUUCUGAGAGAGGGAAGCAGCAAUGGUGGGAGUGGGGGAUUUCUAGAUGGUACAUCCCAGGGCAGCAUGGAGAUAUCCAAGUUCCAGAGCUGAGAAUUCUCCUCUCCAGUUCUGCCCCCACCACACAAUCUCCAGCACCAUCUCUUCCCCACCUGUUUGGAUCCUGGAUUGGAGCCCAGUAAUAAUGAUGGGCUUAGACCUUGGACCCUAGAGGUGAUGUGAACCCAGCCAUCAGGCAAUGCUGCAGGAACUGCCGGGAACAGAUCUGUAACCCAUUAUGCUGCCCUAAGGCUUUCCCCAGAAGUCCUUCUCUGCACCUUUAAACUCACCUAUGCCUCUAGACCUGAUUCAGGAACCAUCUCUUCCAGGAAGCCCUUCUCUUCGUCACUCUGCCUCCUUCCCCCAGCUCACCCCAAACUCCUAGAUCACUUUGCAUCUGUGAGACACAGAUGCAGGUGAUGGCAAGGAGCGCUGCCGAGCCCCAUCUCAGGGGAGCAGAAGACACAUGUGUGAAAGCAUGUUGCAUACUUCUUGACCU
Choloepus didactylus (southern two-toed sloth) is the source of this 3068-nucleotide messenger RNA. RefSeq names its product cytochrome P450 4A11. Lineage: Eukaryota; Metazoa; Chordata; Mammalia; Pilosa; Megalonychidae. Gene Ontology annotation, molecular function: monooxygenase activity; iron ion binding; heme binding. The coding region runs from base 57 to 1769 and encodes 570 amino acids. The record is from RefSeq and is a predicted model, not a curated record. The transcript is spliced from 11 exons.